CCGUGGCAGCUGCACGGCUCCCGGCCCCGGAGCAUGCGCGAGAGCCGCCCCGGAGACCCCCGCCGCCCCGCCCGCGGCGCCCCGCGCCCCGCCGCCAGCGCACCCCCGGACGCUAUGGCCCACCCCUCCGGCCGGCCCCGCGUGUAGGAUGGUAGCACACAACCAGGUGGCAGCCGACAAUGCAAUCUCUACGGCAGCAGAGCCCAGACGGCGGCCAGAGCCUUCUUCCUCCUCCUCCUCCUCUUCUUCUUCCACCUCCUCGCCCUCGUCCGCGGCCCCGGCGCGCCUGCGGCCCUGCCCGGCGGCCGUGGCCCCGGCCCCCGGCGAUACACACUUUCGCACGUUCCGCUCGCACGCCGAAUACCGGCGCAUCACCCGCGCCAGCGCGCUCCUCGACGCCUGCGGCUUCUACUGGGGGCCCCUGAGCGUGCACGGAGCGCACGAGCGGCUGCGCGCCGAGCCCGUGGGCACCUUCCUGGUGCGCGACAGCCGACAGAGGAACUGCUUCUUCGCCCUCAGCGUGAAGAUGGCCUCGGGCCCCACGAGCAUCCGCGUGCACUUCCAGGCCGGCCGCUUCCACCUGGACGGUAGCCGCGAGAGCUUCGACUGCCUCUUCGAGCUGCUGGAGCACUACGUGGCGGCUCCGCGCCGCAUGCUGGGGGCCCCGCUGCGCCAGCGCCGCGUGCGGCCGCUGCAGGAGCUGUGCCGCCAGCGCAUCGUGGCCACCGUGGGCCGCGAGAACCUGGCGCGCAUCCCCCUCAACCCCGUCCUCCUCGACUACCUGAGCUCCUUCCCCUUCCAGAUCUGACCGGCCGCACACCGCAGCAUUAACUGGGCCCCCCCGCCCCUUAUUAUUUUCUAUUAUUAAUUAUUAUUUCUCCUGGACCAUGUGGGUGCCCUCCCCACCUGCGUUGGAGGGAGCGGGCGUAGGGGGCGAGGCGCCUCCGGCCCUGGGCUGGAGACCAGGCCGCAGACCCCUCCCCACGUCUUGAGGGGUGCCCUCUCCUGGUGCUCCCUCUGGGUCCCCCUGGUUGUCGUAGCAGCUUAAUUUAAAACUGUAUGUGGGACCAGGGCCUGAACUCGUACCUCCUACCUCUUCAUGUUUACAUAUGCUCAGUAUCUUUGCACAAACCAGGGGUUGGGGGAGGGUCUCUGGCUUUAUUUUUCUGCUAUGCAGAAUCCUAUUUUAUAUUUUUUACCACCAGUUUAGGUAAUAAACUUUAUUAUGAAAGUUUUUUUUUUUUAAGAAAAAAA
This is a messenger RNA of Capra hircus (goat), 1254 nucleotides long. It is a transcript of the gene SOCS1, whose product is annotated as suppressor of cytokine signaling 1. The transcript has 2 exons. Gene Ontology annotation, molecular function: 1-phosphatidylinositol-3-kinase regulator activity. Gene Ontology annotation, cellular component: phosphatidylinositol 3-kinase complex. The record is from RefSeq and is a predicted model, not a curated record. Bases 149 to 808 code for a protein of 219 amino acids. Gene Ontology annotation, biological process: intracellular signal transduction; phosphatidylinositol phosphate biosynthetic process. NCBI's taxonomy places the organism in Eukaryota, Metazoa, Chordata, Mammalia, Artiodactyla, Bovidae.